UGUCACCCUGGAUUCAAUAAUUUCAUUUUGAUUCCGGAGCCUGAGGGGGACAUAUUUUUUGGAUUAUCACCUGAUAAUGAUGCUGCCCCGGUGCUGAUUCAGGGUGUGACUGCUGGAGGCAGAAAGACACACCUUAGUAACUAAAAAGUGACAGCCCGACUGGACAGCUUGAUGGUGGUAAUAAGUUAAACAAAACAAACUCGAACCAAGGCCGAGAUGGAAUUACGACUGGGAUUUAGGAUCACCCUGGUCUUGGUCACCCUGGCCUUGACUCUUUCCGGCAAGAGAGUGGAAGCACAGAGGGCAGGAUGUAAAAACGUUCACUAUGACUUGGCAUUUAUCUUGGACACCUCAUCCAGUGUUGGAAAAGAGAACUUUGAAAAGAUCAGGCAAUGGGUGGCCAAUCUUGUAGAGUCUUUUGACGUGGCACCUGACAAGACAAGAGUAGCUGUGGUUCGCUACAGUGACAGACCCACCACUGAGUUCACCCUAGGCAAACACAGGACCCUGGAGGAGGUGAAGCGAGCUGCCCGUAACAUACGCUACCUGGGGGGAAAUACAAUGACUGGGGACGCUAUCAGCUACACAACCACCAACAUCUUCACGGAGCGUAAUGGAGCUAGGCCCGCAGCCAGAGGCAUUCAGAAGGUGGCCAUCCUUCUUACAGAUGGCCGAAGCCAGGAUUAUGUUCUGGAGCCCUCGAAGGCGGCUGCCAAAGCCGGCAUCAGGAUGUUUGCUGUGGGCAUUGGGGAGGCUCUGAAGGUGGAGCUGGAGGAGAUUGCUGCCGAGCCAAAGAAUGCCCACGUCUUCCAUGUGACAGACUUUAAUGCCAUUGACAAGAUCAGAGGCAGGCUAAGGAGGAGGCUGUGCGAGAAUGUCCUGUGUCCAAACAUGAAGGUUCAACCUGAUCGCUUCAAGCCCAACAGCACCAGUUAUGGUCUUGAGGAGGUUCCAGGGUUUGACCUGAUGGAGUACUUCAAUGUGAGAGAUAUUCUGGGAACCAAAGUUGAUGAAGGCUCGAGCGCUUACGUUCGCCUUGGUACUAUGCCCAUUGUACAGCAAACAGAGGAUGUGUUUCCUCAGGGGUUGCCAGAUGAAUACGCCUUUGUGACGACAUUCAAAUUCAGGAAAACCUCGAGACGUGAAGACUGGUACCUCUGGCAGGUUUUUGACAAAUAUGGAAUCCCACAGGUGUCCAUCCGCCUGGACGGCGAGAACAAGGGGGUGGAGUACAACGCUGUCGGCCUGACAAAAGAUGCUGUCAGAGCUGUGUUCAAGAACCCCGAAGUUGAAAACCUGUUUGACCGCAGCUGGCACAAGAUUGCCCUCAGUGUGGAGGCCAAGUCUGUGUCUCUGUACCUGGACUGCAAACACAUCCAGACUCUACCCAUCGAAGACAGGGAGGAUAUUGAUAUCCAAGGGAGGACGGUGAUUGGGAAGAGGCUGUAUGACAGUGUGCCAAUAGAUUUUGACCUCCAGAGGAUGAUGAUUUAUUGUGAUUCCAAGCAUGCAGAGCUGGAAACCUGUUGUGAUAUACCCAACGGACCUUGCCCAAAGAAAGUUGUCACAGAGGCCCCGCCUGUGCAGAUCCCCACUCCAACACCAACCAGUGUGGAGCAGCAACGAGGCCCUCAUGUGAACUGUUCCUGUCCUGCAGGAGAGAAGGGCGAUACAGGGAAGAUAGGUUUGACAGGUGCUCCUGGACAAAAAGGAGAGAAGGGACUUGGUGGUGUGCCAGGUAUUGAUGGUUUGCCUGGAGACAAAGGAGACAAGGGCGAAGGAGGAGUGGCUGGAGCUCCAGGGCUGCCAGGUCUAGCUGGACAAAAGGGAAUUCAAGGGGAUCAAGGAAUUCCUGGCAUGCCAGGACCAACAGGUGUCACUGGUGAAUCAGGUAUUAAAGGGGAAAAAGGAAGUCCAGGAGCCAGGGGCGAGGUAGGUUUGGAUGGAUUUCCUGGCAAACCUGGUGUUCCGGGGAAAGAUGGUUUGAGAGGACUGGCUGGUGCACCCGGAGCCAGCGGACUAAAAGGCAACAAGGGGGAGAGAGGCCUUCCCGGAUUACCUGGGGAUGUGGUUCAAAAAGAAGGCUUACGAGGUGAAAAGGGAGAUGUUGGACCUUCUGGGCCUCCAGGGCCCGAGGGCCCCCCGGGGCCUCAGGGUCCUCCGGGUCUACAGGGCCUACCUGGGGAGCCGGGAGAGUUUGGCCAGAGGGGAAAGAAAGGUGAAAGUGGACUGCCUGGUGUGGACGGCCUCCCUGGACCUCCUGGUCCCCAGGGUCCACCUGGGCCGCCAGGGAACCAAGGACACACUGGACCCCCUGGUCUGCCUGGUGAAAUAGGAUUUUCAGGCAAACCUGGAGAGAUGGGAAAGCCUGGUCUUCCUGGUAAAGACGGUCUGGACGGUCUUCCUGGAAAUGACGGCACCAUGGGGCCCAGGGGAGAGCGUGGGACAGAUGGUUUUCCCGGCAAGCCUGGACCUAAGGGUGAUGACGGGCCUCCCGGACCAAGAGGGCCUCCAGGAGAAAGAGGAGAAUCUGGUACACCUGGUCAACAAGGUGUUGCUGGAGAAAGAGGAGAAAGAGGUUUUCAGGGAGAAAGAGGACAGGAUGGACCAACUGGGCCAAAAGGUGAAAAGGGCGACAAGGGUGAAGUGGGACCGAGGGGACAACCUGGUAUUCCGGGAGAUGUGGCAAGUGUCAUCCCUGAACCUGGUGAACCUGGAAAACCUGGAGAGAAGGGAGAGAAGGGGGAUCAAGGGAACCCAGGAGAGAUUGGUCAAAGAGGGUUACCUGGUGAACAAGGCUUUAAGGGACCACCUGGACCAGCGGGACCAAAAGGUGACACUGGACUAACGGGAGAGACAGGACGUGUUGGAGACCCUGGUCCACCUGGCAUAGCUGGCCCUCAGGGUCUUCGUGGAUUACCAGGAAAUGUGGGUAUACCAGGGACCAUUGGGCCUCCCGGUCCAGCUGGACAGAGAGGAGAAAAGGGCGAACAAGGUAAACCAGGACAAGCAGGUCCCUCAGGCCCACCCGGAGAUCCCGGUCUGACUGGACCCCCUGGCCCACCAGGAAAGGGGAAAGAGGGACAAAAUGGGGAGCCAGGACCACAGGGAAUUCAAGGACCCCCAGGGCCAAAGGGCCAACCUGGGUCACGGGGAGAACCAGGGUUACCAGGGGACAGGGGCACACCAGGAGAAGGCAAAGUGGGACCAUCGGGCUCUCCAGGAAAAGAUGGGGAACCUGGACCUGCUGGCUUGAGGGGUCUACCAGGAGUUGCCGGUCCUCAGGGCCCAGCAGGACAUAAUGGUUUACCAGGACGGCCGGGAGAUAAGGGAGCACCAGGAGAGCCUGGAAAGGCAGCAGACCUCUCUGAGCUGAAUCUGAAGGAUGUUUGCUCAGAUUGUCCUGCAGGUCCACCAGGACCACCCGGCCUCCCAGGAGUCCCAGGGGAUAAAGGACACACUGGACCACCGGGGAAAAAUGGUCAAGAUGGUUACCAAGGACCCCCGGGAACAGCUGGAGUUCCAGGGCCCCCUGGAGCCGACGGAGCAAAGGGUAUAAAGGGUGAUCGAGGACCCCCUGGAGGCCCUGGCGACAAAGGAGACAAGGGCCACCCUGGACCCCCUGGUCAUCCCGGUGCUGCUGGUUUAGUGGGUUCACCUGGUAACGAUGGACAGCCUGGCCCCGUUGGCCCCCCAGGACCCCCUGGAGAAAAGGGCAAAGAAGGUCUCAAAGGAAUCCAAGGACCACCGGGUCUUCCUGGCUUGAUCGGUCAGCCUGGAAAAAUGGGAAAAGACGGCAGAACAGGAGAAACAGGAGAACCUGGCAAGCAAGGUGAACCUGGACCACCAGGAAACCCAGGACUCAGGGGACUCCCGGGCUUUAAGGGCCACAGAGGAGAACCAGGAGCCCCUGGAGCUAAGGGAGAAGAUGGAAAGCCUGGACCACCUGGACGUGACGGCAAACCUGGAAAGGAGGGCUCUAUGGGACCUCCAGGCCGUGAAGGGCUUAGCGGGCCGAGAGGAGAGCCGGGCAAACAGGGUGAACCAGGGCCAUCGGGAAAAGCCGGUCUCCCUGGAACUCCGGGUCUUAGAGGGGACAAGGGAGAGCCGGGCAACCCUGGAUUACCGGGCUUUAGUGGGCCUAAAGGCCCAGCGGGGCCUCCUGGUCCAAGCGGCCCCGAGGGAAAACAGGGGAUGCCAGGCAGAGUCGGUGAUCGUGGACUCAAAGGAGAAAAGGGAGACGCGGGUACAAAGGGAGAUAAAGGUCAAAUAGGAGAUCCAGGUAUGCCUGGAAACCCUGGACCCCCUGGCAGAAAGGGCCACACGGGGAUGAUGGGCAUGUCGGGACCACCAGGAGAAAUGGGACCUCCUGGGCCACAAGGACCUUCAGGAAACCCCGGAGUCCCAGGCCAAAGGGGAGAGUCGGUAUCACUGGAGCAGAUGAGGCGGCUCAUCCAGGAGGAGCUGGCAAAACAAUUAGAUGCCAAAAUGGCUUACCUCAUGGCUCAGCUCCAGCCAGCUCAUGUGAAGAGUACAGCAGGCCGUCCAGGACCCCCGGGCCCUCCAGGUAAGGACGGCAGUACUGGACGACCUGGCCCCCCUGGAGAGCCUGGUAUGCCUGGACAGAAUGGAGGAGAAGGACCCAGGGGACCCAUGGGCCCUAAAGGUGAGAGAGGAUCCAAAGGAGAUAAGGGGGAACCGGGUAUUGGCGAAAGAGGAGAGCAAGGACCCGCUGGCCCGAUAGGUCCAGCUGGUCUGCCUGGUUACGGUAAAGACGGAAGCCCGGGACAAGCCGGAGCCCAGGGAGAGCCAGGAAACCCUGGCCCCCACGGUCAGCCCGGACCUCCAGGUCCUCCUGGCCAAUGUGACCCCACCCAGUGUGCCUACUACGCCAGCCUGGCUCAGAGACCCCACACCAAAAAUGUCAAGGGGACUUAAGAGACACAAAGAGCUUGAAGUCCAGCUGUAUUUAUGAACUUGGUCUGAGUCAAGAACAUUUCUUUUAACCUCAAGUACGGAGGGCUGAAGCAAUAUGUGCUGCCGGUCAGAUUCUUUGUUUUGUUUGUUUUUUUUGGUAAGAAGCUUGGGAUGGAUGGGAAUGAAGCAUCGAGGGACUAUUUUGGAUUAAAUAUGGGGUAAAGUGGGCAGCUAAAGAGUUUUUUUUUUUCCUCACUCGCAUGCUUCCUGUAAAAUAUAUAGGGAGAAAACAAAGGAUGAUGCAACUCCCUCCUCUCAACCCCCCCCCCCACCGUCGGGAGGGAAGAUUUGGGAGUCUGAUAUCGUAUCAUGUCAUCAGUAAUUAUCUCAAAAGUUUGGCUAGGCGUUUUCUCGCAGGAAUAUGUCUCCACCACAGGCUUUUCGCCUCACACCAUUUUGCAUCAAUUAUUCGCAGCCCGCACCGUCCAACCAAGCAAUACCUGUCAGUUACCGCUCACUAAAUUGAUCUCUUGCUAGAGAUCCUCUGCGAGUCUAUUGGUAAUUACUCAGUCAGGGGAAUUAUCUGUUUUAUUGUCAUUGAUGGGAAAUGGGGAGGACAGACAGUGUGAGGAACAGUCUCAGAUACCAAUAGUGAUUUUGUGUAGGAGUGUUAAUGAGUUAGUGUGGCGAGUGAUGAAUGACCACUUUUGUUUGCUGCUUGCCUCCGAGCUGGUGGCGGUGUACUUGUGUCGCCUUGUUUCGGAGAGCACUGGCACCCCAAAAGCAGGAAGAGAAAUAACUUUUAGGAGAAAAAACAAUCCCCUUUCAACAAAUUUUACUCAAUUUACAAUUACUCAAACACAUCUGAUUUAUUUAAAGAGAUUUUAUCCUGGGAAUAAACUGGAGGCAGCAGAAAUCACCUCUCUGUCAAAACUCUUAAAUUAGAGUCUUGGCAAUGUUGUUGCAAGCUUUUGGACGGAUUUUAAAACUUUUAUUCCAAAAUUCAGUCUAUUUGCCUAACAUGGAAACCCACGCUUUCAAUCAUUUUGAUUGAAUUUGUUUCAGUUAACCCUAAAACCUAAGCAAACUGGCUUGAUUUCCUUCAAAAACAUGAGAAGAAGGCAAUGAGCAAUAAGUAAAGAAAUGAC
Plectropomus leopardus (leopard coralgrouper) is the source of this 6065-nucleotide messenger RNA. The record is from RefSeq and is a predicted model, not a curated record. Lineage: Eukaryota; Metazoa; Chordata; Actinopteri; Perciformes; Serranidae.